AUGGCCCAUGACGCUAACUUUGUUGGCAAUCGUUUGCGACUGAGCGUCUUUCUUCAGUGUAUGGAACAUGGGGAGAUGCCUGCCCGUCCGUCACGCUUCAGGCGAUCUGCUCAAAUAAUGGCCGAACCAGCCAGGUCUUUUGCUCCGCUAUCCUCUCGAGUCAAUUGUGGCGUACCAGCCCUAGAAGCGUAUAAUGGACCGCUAGUGUUGACCUCCAAAGCAUCGAUGGAGACAACAGCCAUCAUGUCCGAUGUGGCCGAAGAGGCUGCGACAGACGAUGAAUCGUUGGGAAACAACAUCAACAAAGAAGGAGAGAAAAUCUCGGAAGAUUCUAUCCCAACUACCGUUGCGGAAAAAACGACAAGAAAUAACAAAGGGCUAUCGAGCAAUCCGAAAAGGCGUCUACCAGUGAACGAGCUCGCCUUGUUGCGGACCACAACACUUGAUGGACUGCCCACGCAGGUUGAUGCCGCUGUCAGCUUUACUACGCCCAUCGCUGUAAUCGAUCCUAUCGAAGAGAGUCAAAUACGUUUCGCAGACUUCUCGCAGCUUGAUCGUCACUGA
Alternaria burnsii is the source of this 564-nucleotide messenger RNA. RefSeq lists its product as uncharacterized. Lineage: Eukaryota; Fungi; Ascomycota; Dothideomycetes; Pleosporales; Pleosporaceae. The coding region runs from base 1 to 564 and encodes 187 amino acids. The record is from RefSeq and is a predicted model, not a curated record. The transcript has 3 exons.